This is a messenger RNA of Triticum dicoccoides, 1233 nucleotides long. RefSeq lists its product as uncharacterized. Lineage: Eukaryota; Viridiplantae; Streptophyta; Magnoliopsida; Poales; Poaceae. The record is from RefSeq and is a predicted model, not a curated record. The transcript has 3 exons. Bases 1 to 1233 code for a protein of 410 amino acids.
AUGGAGCUGCAAGCACCGCUGCUGCCGACUUUGAGGCGUGCGCUUCUCGCCACCAUCCAUGGAUACUAUCUGGAGGCUCUUGCCUGGCUGCCCAAGGACAAACUGCGGGGCUCGCACCAGUACCUUUACAGCUUGCUCCACGCCGGCCACUGCUACGGACCGCUUGACCCCGUCUCCAACAUCAUCGUCAACACCCUCUGGCAUGCCCAAGCCUACCCACUAACGCUAGAGAAAAAGAUUGAGAUCGAGGCCAUCAGCACCAGAGCCCUGCUGCGGAUCGCGCUCCGAUCGCUCUAUGGCCUCAUCUCCUUCCUUUGCACCCGCCACCCCGCCCUCACGCCGGGCGAAGCCAUGCAACGACUGCAGCUGGCCAGGGCCUAUCUCCAAAAUGCCGAUGAUCGCGAUCACGAUGGUGGUGUCGAAGAAGCCUACGCGGCUGCUGCCAAUGCCGCACGCCACCCGAAACCUCUUGAACAGGCCCACUUCCUCGGACCAUCUAAUUCCAUGCUCAAAGGCUUCUCGGAUCUCCUCGAGCACAAUAAACCUUCCAACGUCCGCCCAUUGUUUCCGGGCUACUUUCAAGCUCUUGCCAACUGCAAACCUCCACAAGAAAUAAAAAACACCAACGUGCUAGGCCCGUGGGCUUACAAUGAUGCAAUGAGAAUGAUAGGCAACUUCUGGAACCAGCACAACAGCGCCGUGGGAAUGGCGAAAUCUGCAAUAGAGAUGUACAACAUGAAAAGCCAGGUACCCAGCUACGAGGUCCAUGUUGUCUGCGGUGUCAACGAGUCCGUGGGUGGCCAUGCGAACCCAACGAAGCCCUUCGAUGGCACGUGCUGUUGCUCCCACAUCAACUUCCUCGCCACCCGGACUGCAGCAGCAGGCACAUCUCCCGAGCUCUUCUUUGCCGAGUGUAGCAACAUCGGCUCUAAGGAGGUGCUGUUGUGCUGCCCUGUGGCUAUGCCACUUCCAGGCACUGAGCAAGUACGUUGCCUUUACUGUGAGUCCAGAGGGAGGACCAUCGUGCACCCGACGAAGGAGAGUUUCCUGGGGCGUGACAAAGAGUUUGAGAAGAUGCUCUGCGGUGAAAGACAGCGCGCCAACAAUGAAAUGAUCUCUGACAGCUACUAUAUAACCUUGGGUUUGGAUAAUCUGGAGGAGGACCGAAUCUACGGCGAUUACAGCUGCGACAGUGGACUCCAAGAGGACGUGCCAUUGCCUGAGAUAAAUUAA